This is a messenger RNA of Penicillium roqueforti, 264 nucleotides long. RefSeq lists its product as uncharacterized. The record is from RefSeq and is a predicted model, not a curated record. The transcript is spliced from 2 exons. NCBI's taxonomy places the organism in Eukaryota, Fungi, Ascomycota, Eurotiomycetes, Eurotiales, Aspergillaceae. Bases 1 to 264 code for a protein of 87 amino acids.
AUGAAGCAACCAGGCGCUACGUUCGUGAUUGAAAUACAGAAUUCAGAGCCUUAUAUUCUCUCCGUUCAAGCUGGUCGUACUUUGCCCGAUGCACGAACCAAGGGCUAUACGCUAGCUGUGAAGACAACUUUCCGCAAUCUGGAUGACAUGAGCUUUUACGAUUCGACCUGUGAGGCACACAAACGCCUGAAGUCGGUGGCAGCACCUCUUAGAGAGGGUGAUGUGUUCACUGCGUAUUUCGAAGAUGAGGUGGCAUUGGCUUGA